Messenger RNA from Darwinula stevensoni, 822 nucleotides. NCBI's taxonomy places the organism in Eukaryota, Metazoa, Arthropoda, Ostracoda, Podocopida, Darwinulidae. The record is from the annotation of a GenBank genome assembly.
AUGUCUGGAGUCCACUUCCUCGUCCUCCUCUUUCACGCCUCCCGAGAGAGCGUGAAGGGCGUGAUCAUCCAAGGAAAGUAUUAUGAUCUGCUGCCUGAAGUCACGAAUGCAAGCAUCCUCUCUCCACUCAAGGAAGCGUCUGUCGAGCGCCCUCUGCUAUGUGCAGCCCUUUGCAAGCGGUACGCUCGCACCCUCGGUGCCCCAGUCCGCAUUCCUGCGUCCGCAUUCUUGAGUCCUGCAUUUGAUUUUCGGUCGAUUCUUCUCGAUUCUGAAAGGGAUCCCGUGUGUUCCAUCUACACCGUGGGAAUGGAAGGAGGAGACGAGCUCACGUGUCGGCUCGGAGGUCCGAACUCUCAGGUCGGAGCAGCCGUUGGAACCACCUCGAAGCUCUAUCUCAACAGUGCCCGCGUUCCGCAAGACUACGUCUUCGGCAUGGUGACGAGCGGGAAGAUCUACUUCCUGAAGAAAUUGCUGGCGAACUACAACUAUACGAACGCUAAGGCUGCCUGCGAGGCCGGCGGUGGGCAGCUGGCCAUGGACAACAGAGGCGAUGAUUGGCACAACUACAUCAAAGCGUACAUUACGGUGCACUAUUGGAUCGGAGGGGACGAUUUGAACCCGAGCCUGAUUUACACAUGGCGAGACGGCAGUUUGAUGUCGCAACCUAAGUCUUAUUGGUGUACCUCUCAGCCGGAUCGACACAACCAUUGCGCUUCGAUGAGAGGAGCCCCGGCGAACACCACGGACACCAGCCAACUCUGCUGGGACGACGUGGCGUGCGCCUCGCAGAUUCCGUCGCUGUGCGAGAUUGGCAUUCCUUGA